AACAACAUGUCUCUGCGCGGUCGGCUAGCACUGGUGACGGGAGGAGCUAGCGGCAUAGGCAGGGCCACCUGCCACGCCUUGGCCUCCCACGGGGUCAGGGUCAUCGUCGCGGAUCUCGACGGGAAUGCUGCUAAAGUCGUCGCAUCGGAGCUACCUGGCGCCGGGAUCCAUAGAUCAACUCUGCCUUACGUCAGUGACACAAGCUCGGUGAACAUACUGUUCACUGACAUCAAGGAGACCGAACCCAUCAGCAUAGUAGUGAAUUGCGCUGGCAUACUGAAGCGCUCGCCCCUUGUUGACAUGACGGAUGACGACUUCGACAAGGUCCUUCAGGUCGACCUCACGGUUAGUGGUCAAGCUGCAGCAAAAAUAAGUGCUUCACUUCAACACAAUUACUCUUUUACACUUGAAAAGAUGUUAAACAGCCUGCAUCUUGGCCUGUUCAUAAGAGUCAAUGUUCUCGGUCGCGUUUGACAUAUCGCUUUCUAAAAUGAAAACAA
Molecule: messenger RNA, 500 nt
Organism: Rhipicephalus microplus (southern cattle tick)
Lineage: Eukaryota; Metazoa; Arthropoda; Arachnida; Ixodida; Ixodidae
Product: (3R)-3-hydroxyacyl-CoA dehydrogenase-like
Biological process (GO): fatty acid biosynthetic process
Molecular function (GO): oxidoreductase activity, acting on the CH-OH group of donors, NAD or NADP as acceptor; quinone binding
Source: RefSeq, a predicted model, not a curated record